Molecule: messenger RNA, 1866 nt
Organism: Liolophura sinensis
Lineage: Eukaryota; Metazoa; Mollusca; Polyplacophora; Chitonida; Chitonidae
Product: piggyBac transposable element-derived protein 4-like
Exons: 1
Coding region: 1-1866 (621 amino acids)
Source: RefSeq, a predicted model, not a curated record
AUGGCGGCGCCAGGUCCAACACCACGCCGGUCAGUGCGAAAACGGGUACGCUUAUACGAUGUCAGGCAAGUUGUGAGCCUUUUAGACGAUCCUGAUGAUUCUUCUGACAGCCACGACUCUGGCAGUGACAUGGAUGUGAGUGAAUUUCGCUAUGAGGAUUCAGAUUCGUCGUCUGAACCGGACGAUAGUGAACCCGGAAGUAACCGUAACGUUGUGCAUAUGGGAAAUUCUGACAGCUGUGAUGUGGUUGAACAAACUGACCACGGGCAUGGGGAUGCAGGUCUUGGGGUUGCUGACAAUGGUGAUCGCUCCAAUGAUUCAGUGGAUUAUGAUAUUUGGCAAACUGUUCGAAACUUGCAACAAGACCAGCCUCCAAACGUGAAUGACUUUGUGUCACACAGAGGACCAGUAUGGAACCCGCCACAGGACACACCACCAGUUGACUAUUUUGACAGAUUUUUCCAAUGCUCCCAGCCUGAUGGACAGUCACUUUGGGAUUUCAUUGUUGAUGAGACUAACAAAUACUACAGCUUUAGUUUGAGAAAAGCUGGUGUGCUUCAGGAGCAUUCACGGUAUCACAAAUGGAAUUCAAUGGAUGUAUCACAACUGCGUGCUUUUGUUGGACUGUACUUCAACAUGGGACUUGUUCGUAAGCACAGCAUUGCGGAGUACUGGAAUUCAACUAAUUUUUCACAGGACACUCCAGUGUUUAGGCGUGUCAUGACACUUCAGACAUUUGAGAAUAUUCUUUGCUUCAUGCAUUGCUCUGAUAGUGAAAAUGAACCAAGACGCGGAGAUCGAGACUAUGACCCUCAGUAUAAAUUUCGACCAAUAUUGAAUUUUCUCAAUGAGUCAUGGGCAAGGGAGUAUGAUUUGGGCCCUGUUAUUUCUAUUGAUGAAUCAAUUGUUGGAUUCAAGGGCAGGCACACACUGGUCAAUUACAUUCGCAUAAAAAAACACCACCAAUGGGGACCCAAAGAGUAUUCCCUUGCAGAUUCUAACAGUGGUUAUGUGUAUGAAACCAUAUAUCAUGUUGCCAAUAUGAAAGUUUCAAAUCAUGGUCAGCCAUUCGAUGUGUGUGAUAGGUUGUUGGAAAAUCAUGGUGGAAAACAUCACCAUCUUGUAGUGGAUAAUUACUACACAAGCCUUCCACUGUGUGAACAUAUGCUGGAUAAACAGAUAUAUGUGACUGGUACUGUCAGGUCAAACCGUGUGGGACUGCCUGACCCUAUAAAGAAAACUUUGAAACAUAAAGGUGAUAUGGUUUGCCAACGCAAAGGACAGAUUUUGGCAGUAAAUUGGAUGGACAGAAAACAGGUCAGGCUUUUAUCUACUAUUUCAAAUGCUGGAACAGUUGAAAAAGAAAAUCAUAACAAGGUAAAGAAGACUGUACCCAAUGUCGUUAUUGACUACAAUGCCGGUAUGGGUGGUGUUGAUAAAUCUGACCAGAUGACAGAUCAAUAUUCUUGUGAACUAAAAAGUAGAAAAUGUUGGAGAAAGAUUGUGUUUCACUUGCUUGAUAGAACCCUUACAAAUGCCUACAUCUUGUACAAGGAAAAUUCCAACAUACAAGGAAUUCCUAUGACACACUUGAAAUUUACCAUAUCAGUUGUAGAGGGACUUAUUGGUGGGUAUGAGGAGCCACGCAGGAAGGUAGGCAGGCCAAGUAUUGGUGAUCCACUGGCAAGAAAGUCAGCCAGGCAUUUCAUCAGUAAAAUACCAGAUGGCAAAAGAAGGAAAUGUGUUGUUUGUGCCAAAUCUAGACAAUCUGGUUUAGGUUACCAAGGAAGCAGAAUUGGUACGUGGUGUAAGGACUGUGGAGUUGGGCUGUGCCGCAAUCAGUGCUUUGAAAAAUACCACAAAUAG